Molecule: messenger RNA, 2092 nt
Organism: Cynocephalus volans (Philippine flying lemur)
Lineage: Eukaryota; Metazoa; Chordata; Mammalia; Dermoptera; Cynocephalidae
Gene: ACP2
Product: acid phosphatase 2, lysosomal
Exons: 11
Coding region: 24-1295 (423 amino acids)
Biological process (GO): lysosome organization; dephosphorylation
Cellular component (GO): lysosome
Molecular function (GO): acid phosphatase activity
Source: RefSeq, a predicted model, not a curated record
UUGCUGCACAGAUCACAGCGGCGAUGGCGGGCAGACAGUCCAGCUGGAGCCGGGCGGCUCUUCUCCAGCUCCUUCUUGGCGUGCACCUGAUGGUGAUGCCCCCCACCCAGGCCCGGAGUCUACGCUUCGUUACCUUGCUGUACCGACAUGGAGACCGUUCACCAGUGAAGACAUAUCCCAAGGACCCCUAUCAGGAAGAGGAAUGGCCCCAGGGGUUUGGUCAACUCACCAAGGAGGGGAUGCUACAGCACUGGGAGCUGGGCCAGGCACUGCGGCAGCGCUACCAUGGCUUUCUAAACACCUCUUACCACCGGCAGGAGGUUUAUGUGCGAAGCACAGACUUUGACCGUACUCUCAUGAGUGCAGAGGCCAACCUAGCUGGACUCUUCCCUCCCAAUGGGAUACAGCGCUUCAACCCAAACAUCUCGUGGCAGCCUAUCCCUGUCCACACUGUGCCCAUCGCUGAGGACAGACUGCUGAAGUUCCCACUGGGCCCCUGUCCCCGUUAUGAGCAGCUGCAGAACGAGACUCGACGGACAUCAGAGUAUCAGAAAGAGAGUAUUCAGAAUGCACAAUUUCUGGACAUGGUGGCCAAUGAGACAGGGCUUACAGACCUGACACUGGAGACCGUCUGGAAUGUCUAUGACACACUCUUCUGUGAGCGCACACAUGGGCUGCCCCUGCCGCCCUGGGCCUCACCCCAAACCAUGCAGCGUCUGAGCCGGCUAAAGGACUUCAGCUUCCGCUUCCUCUUCGGGAUCUACGAGCAGGCGGAGAAGGCCCGGCUUCAGGGGGGAGUCUUGCUGGCUCAGAUACGGAAGAAUCUGACCCUAAUGGCAACUGCCUCCCCACUCCCCAAGCUGCUGGUUUACUCUGCGCACGACACUACCCUGGUUGCUCUGCAAAUGGCACUGGAUGUCUACAACGGUGAACAAGCCCCCUACGCCUCCUGCCACAUAUUUGAACUGUACCAGGAAGAUAAUGGGAAUUUCUCAGUGGAGAUGUACUUUCGGAAUGAGAGUAAUAAGGACCCCUGGCCGCUGAUCCUGCCUGGCUGCCCUCACCGCUGCCCCCUGCAGGACUUCCUUCGUCUCACAGAGCCUGUGGUGCCCAAAGAUUGGCAGCAGGAGUGCCAGCUGGCAAGUGGUGCUGCAGACACAGAGGUGGUCGUGGCCUUGGCAGUGUGUGGCUCUAUCCUCUUCCUCCUCAUAGUGCUGCUCCUCACCGUUCUCUUCCGGAUGCAGGCCCAGCCUCCCGGCUACCACCACGUUGCAGAUGGGGAGGACCAUGCCUGACAACCACUCAGCCCCCUUCCCUCUGCUUAUUAGGGGAGGUGGGCUGGGCCCUUGCUCUUGACUGUUGCUGCUCCCUAGCCCACGGACAGGAGACGCUGGGUUGGGCCUGCCUCUGAUCACCCUGGCCCAGAUGAAUGAGUGGGGCUUGGCCUGGCCCAUGGCACCUGUCACUCAGCAUUCACAUGCCCGAUGUUUACCAAGUACUGUUCUGGACACUGGCUUUCCCCAAACAGGAUCUCGCUCCUCCAUGCUCCCUAUGGACCUGAGAUACACAAAGUAUUCAGGUUUUACUCGGAAUCUGGGAUAAAAAAACGAUGGAGCUGAUGCUGGAUCCGCUUUGCUUUUCCAUCAAGCCCUGCUUUCCCUUCCAGCCCGGAGUCCUUCGAAAAUGGAUCAGAGGACACAGUCUUGCCUGUCAGUUCUUAUUUUAGUGGGAAAAAUUGCACAACACUGGGGGUACAAACAUUGGCUACCAAGGAACCGGAUCACCCAGCACCCAGCAGCCAGCCAAGUUUUCCUUUGUCCAGUUGAAGCUACCAUUAGAGUCAGACAUAAUGCUUCAGACACCUUUGUCACCUCUUCAGCUUCAGCAAGUUGGAAGGGUGUUUGUACUUGGGAGGGAGGGAGGGAGGAAGGGGAGUGAUUUGUCCUACAGAAUUAUGAAAUUAUUCUCGCUGUCAGUUGGGCUGGGGUCUCCAGGGAUCUGAGGUAAAUGCAGGUUGUGAGCUGACAGCUCUUGACUGUGGCCCAGAUUAGGGCUGAGGCCGCUCCCAGAGAAUGAAAGUUUUAGACUGUUA